Messenger RNA from Brassica oleracea var. oleracea, 2389 nucleotides. Its product is annotated as protein IQ-DOMAIN 31-like. Gene Ontology annotation, molecular function: protein binding. NCBI's taxonomy places the organism in Eukaryota, Viridiplantae, Streptophyta, Magnoliopsida, Brassicales, Brassicaceae. The transcript has 8 exons. The record is from RefSeq and is a predicted model, not a curated record. Bases 466 to 2142 code for a protein of 558 amino acids.
GAAGAAGGAUGAUGUUUAGUUGUGUCUGGAAAUGCUUAGUAAACACGCAGCUGAGUUUACUACACUUGUUCCCGAAGCAAGCUACAACUCUGGGGACUACCCACCUCCUCCUCCUAACUUUCUCACCUUCUUCAAUUAUUUUUAUUCAUUUAUUAUCGAUUUAUUUUCUUUUCUUUUGAUUUUUAAAAUAGAAAAGAAUAAAUUAUCUCUCUCUAUUCGUGGUCACUGAACUUAAAGUCUCGUCACCGAUGCUCUUAACCCUCUAGAGAGAUUGCACAUGGGAAGCAGCUUUAGCUAAUCCUGUCCUUGAAACCAUCCACGGAUCAUUGUGUUCUUUGUAGUUGUUGAUUCUGAGAUCAGGUAGUGUGGAUUUGAGAUCAGGUUCAUUUACUUUUGCAAGCAGAUCUGGUGAUUUUAGUUUCCUUUUUAAGGAAGGUGUGUUUUUGAGUUUUGGUUGUGGACAUCAUGGGAAAGCCUGCAAGGUGGUUAAAAAGUGUACUACUUGGAAAGAAAUCAUCUAAAUCUAGUGGUUCGAAAGACAAAGAGAGAGUUGUGAAUGGAAAAGAGGUAGUGGUUGUUUCCAAGAUUGAAGAAUCCGAUGUGGUUUCGGAUCUUCCAUUCUUUGGUAAUGCAACAGUUUCCACCAGCGCUGUGGUAGAGGAGACACAGAAUAUAGAACGUGAAUUGGUUUCAGACGACGAGAUACAACUUCCUGAGGUCCAAGUCCAGCCAACAGAAUCUCCAAAUGCUGCUUCUGUUGUUAUUCCUGAUGAUUUGCUAUCAGAUUCAGACAAAAUUCAGCAAGAGAUUGCAGCAACAACUCUGCAGGCUGCCUUUAGAGGCUACUUGGCUCGACGUGCCUUCUGGGCAUUAAAAGGUAUAAUAAGGCUACAGGCACUUAUCCGCGGACACAUGGUUAGGAGGCAAGCUGUUGCCACUCUGUGCUGUGUUAUGGGAAUUGUCAGAUUGCAAGCACUUGCUCGUGGAAAAGAGAUCAGACGUUCUGACAUUGGUGUUGAAGUUCACAGGAGAUGCUUGGAGAAUAAACUCCCUGAAGACUCUGUUGUUGAAACACAUACUUACCUUGGAAUCAAGAAGCUAACUGCAAAUGCUUUUGCUCAGAAGCUUCUAGCUUCAUCUCCAAACGUGAUGCCUGUGCACUUAGACAAUGAUUCUUCUUCCAACUCUAUCUGGUUAGAGAACUGGUCAGCCUCUUGCUUCUGGAAACCAGUUCCUCAACCGAAGAAAACAUCAGUCAGGAAAACUCAGAAGAAGUUCGAAGGGGACUUUGCUAAACAAAAGAAGAGUGUUCGCAAAGUCCCUGCUCCCAAUCUCGACAGUCCCUCCGCUGCUGCACAGACAUCAUUUGAGUUUGAGAAACCAAAACGCAGCAGCUUCCGCAAAUUUUCAACAAGCCAAUCUGUGGAGCUACCACCACUAGAAGAGCCUCCUCAAGUUGAUCUAGAGAAGGUGAAACGUGGCUUGAGGAAAGUGCAUAACCCUGUAGUUGAGAACUCUAUCCAACCUCAACCAUCUCCAGAGAAGGAGAUUGAGAAGCCAACUCUGGCUUUGAAAGAACCUGUGACUGUGAGUGCCUUUGAUGAAGAGGAAAAGGAGACUGUGGUGGAGAUAAUACACACUCAUGGACCAUUGGAAACCAAUGAAGCACCACCUGAUUCUCCAUUGGUACCCCAAAUCGAAGAGAGCCAAGAGAAUGUGAUGGUUGAGGAGAAGGAGGAUGUGAAAGAAGAGAGAACUCCUAAACAAAAGAACUCAGCUGGGAAGGAGAAUAAAAAAUCAGUGAAGAAGGAUUCUCCGGUUACUGCUACUACUACUACUACUCAAGCUGCUGAGUGUCAAGAGAGUAGUGCCCCGGGACUACCAAGCUAUAUGCAAGCGACUAAAUCCGCAAAAGCAAAGCUGAGGCUGCAACAAGGCUCUUCUUCCCCUAAGCAACAAGGGGCUGAGAAAGCCACUAGACGUUACUCACUACCGUCUUCAGGUAACAAUGCAAGGGUCACUUCUGAUUCUCCUAAGACAACAAGAGUCUCAAACUCUGGUGGCAAAACCGGGAAGAAGACCGAGAAACCUUUGGCCAGAGAAGGCAACGGGAAGACAACUCAGGUAGAGUGGAAGAGAUGAUCGAUCAUCUGGUAUAAAAAGAGGUCUCUAAUGUUUUCCCACUCUACAGAUAUGUUACCAUCUAUCUAUAUAGUUAGAGUAUGUAAUUUGUGUUUGUGUUUGUGUUGAGAAUGUACAUCAUCGGUUUGUUUUUUUUGUGUGUGGCAAGUUCAUUUUCUGUUUUCAUGCUACAUUCCUUCUAUUGUUACCUUGAAAAUCAACUUUGGAUGUUUAUGAUAUAUGUAUUCUCAACUCUUAAAAUGAAUAA